CCGCAUUUGCCUUCCGGCUCGGAAUUGACUGCAUAUCCUUAUAAUUCGUGUCUUAGACGCCUCCGCUCCUUCGGUCGAAGAAGAUGUUCAACCGCAAUAAUUAUCCUUCUGUGCCUAAUCCUUUCGGCUCUCGUCCCUCUCGAGGUGACGGUUAUGCGAAUCCAAACCAGGGACCACCUCCUUACCCGCCCAGGUCGGGAGCAAGUCCCGGAGGAUACGGAGCACCGCCGCAGUCUAUGGGAAGGCCCCCGCAGGCGCCUUCAAGGGUUCCGGUUGGCGAGAAGCCCGUGAGCUCAGGCAGAGCGUGGACGCUGCGUCCUGCAAAGAGCCCGGAUAAUGUUUAUACGUUCGGAAACUUGGUUGCCGUUUCCACCCAGGAUUUCCCACCCUCCCGUGAUGGACACGAUCUCCUACUACUUAUCAACGACCUCUAUGUCUUCUCCGCUCGCCCGCUCGAAGGGUUUUCCCCGGGACACAUCAGCAUGUCGGACCCCCAGCGAACAUGGGCCGGUGUCGCUUUCACAGACUCCGUCAAGGUCCAGAUUUAUGACCCCUUCAGUCAGGGCGGAGAGGCAUACGUCGGUUCUACAGAUAUCGAGGUAGGAUUUGCUGGGAAAAAGAGGGUUGAGACCCCUUACGAUCAAGAUGAGCUGGGAAGUGCUGUGAUCAAGAACUUCGAAAAUCAGAUCUUUGCCCCCGGUCAGAAGAUCCUUAUGGAUCACCGGAGUAUCCCCCUUCUCUUGACGGUCAAAACUGUCCAAAGAGUUGAUCUGUCUUCUGAGACCCCUGAUCCUAGCGGAGGAAGUGUCGAGACGGAUCCUGCGGCGAGAGGUAUCCUCACCAGGCACUCCCAGAUUACCUUCUUCAAGGAUGCCCGUACCGGCAUCAACAUGAAGCCUUCGAACCGCCGGCCAGCAGCCAACUCUAUCAUUCAGCCUGACUUCAAGUUCGAGAACAUGGGCAUCGGUGGUCUUGAUUCGGAAUUCAGCACCAUCUUCCGUCGUGCAUUCGCCUCCCGUAUUUUCCCUCCAGGACUGGUGGAAAAACUCGGACUUCAGCACGUCAAAGGUAUCCUGCUCUACGGUCCCCCGGGAACUGGUAAAACAUUGAUUGCUCGACAAAUUGGAAAAAUGUUGAACGCCAGGGAACCCAAGGUCAUCAACGGACCGGAAGUACUGAACAAGUACGUUGGUCAAUCAGAAGAGAACAUCCGAAAACUAUUUGCGGAUGCCGAAAAGGAAUACAAGGAGAAGGGCGAAGAAAGCGGUCUUCAUAUCAUCAUCUUCGAUGAACUGGAUGCUGUCUGUAAGCAGCGUGGCAGUGGAGCGGGCGGUGGUACCGGUGUCGGUGAUAGCGUGGUGAACCAAUUGCUCUCGAAACUCGACGGUGUAGAUCAGCUCAACAACAUUCUGCUCAUUGGUAUGACCAACAGAAAGGACAUGAUUGAUGAAGCACUGUUGCGCCCCGGUCGUCUCGAAGUUCAUAUGGAAAUCUCCCUUCCUGACGAGUCAGGUCGAGCCCAAAUCCUCAAGAUCCACACACAAAAAAUGCGGGAUAACAACGUCAUGGACGAUGAUGUUGAUCUGCCCGAGCUGGCCCUAAUGACCAAGAACUUUUCUGGUGCUGAAAUUGCCGGUCUUGUCAAAUCCGCAUCUUCCUUUGCUUUCUCUCGGCAUAUCAAGGUUGGAACAAUGGCCAGCAUCAGCGACGAUGUCGUGAACAUGAAGGUCAACCGGUCUGACUUCCAUCAUGCUCUUGAUGAGGUCAAGCCCGCGUUUGGUGUUUCCGAGGAAGAGCUGUCAAGUCGUAUCCAAUACGGCAUUAUGCACUUUUCGCCUAAUAUCAACGAAAUUCUAAGGGAGGGAGAGCUGUUUGUAAAGCAAGUCAGCAAUGCUGAAUCCUCACCCCUGUUUUCAGUCUUGCUCCACGGCCCCCCCGCAAGUGGCAAGACUGCCCUCGCAGCCCGGAUUGCCAUCGAUUCUGGCUUUCCCUUCAUUAAACUGAUCAGUCCUGAGGACAUGGUUGGCUUCAGCGAAAUGGCCAAGGUUCAGCAUAUCAGCAAGAUCUUCGAUGAUGCCUACAAAAGUCGGACGAGUGUUGUCGUCGUUGAUAAUAUCGAGAGACUUAUUGAGUGGGUUCCUAUUGGGCCUCGCUUCAGCAACACAAUUCUGCAGACCUUGAUGGUCUUCUUGAAGAAGCAGCCGAAUAAGGGCCGGCGACUUUUGAUUCUAGCAACCUCAACGGAGAGAGCGGUACUGAAGCAGCUGGACGUAUACAACUCCUUCAAUGCCGACAUUAUGGUUCCAAAUGUGAUGACAUAUGAUGAGCUGAAACACAUCCUGGAGCAGUCGGGCGCAUUUGAUGAGCAGGAAGUCGGGCAGGUGCUGGAGAGCAUUGGCGCCAUCUCAGACGACCGUACCAUCGGUGUGGGUGUGAAAAAGGUUCUCUUGGGAAUUGAGACAGCCAAGCAGGAUGCGGAUAAAGUUGGACGCUUUGUGCGUGUCAUCAACAGGGCCAUCGAAGAGGAGCGUAGCUUUGCGUAAAGUGUUGUGGCUACUGCCGGGUGAGGGCUACGAUAUUGUUGUUAUGCUGGUUAUUCACUUGUAUACUGCUGAAACAGGUAUUCAUAAUGACAAUGAUAUGACUGUACCGGAUAUGAGAAAUCCGGUGGGCGGUGUUCGGUUGAAUAAGGUGGUGGCAGGGAAUUCCCUCUUC
Aspergillus ibericus CBS 121593 is the source of this 2715-nucleotide messenger RNA. RefSeq names its product AAA family ATPase SEC18. The coding region runs from base 84 to 2543 and encodes 819 amino acids. NCBI's taxonomy places the organism in Eukaryota, Fungi, Ascomycota, Eurotiomycetes, Eurotiales, Aspergillaceae. The record is from RefSeq and is a predicted model, not a curated record. Gene Ontology annotation, biological process: Golgi to plasma membrane protein transport; SNARE complex disassembly; intra-Golgi vesicle-mediated transport. Gene Ontology annotation, molecular function: ATP hydrolysis activity; ATP binding. The transcript has 4 exons. Gene Ontology annotation, cellular component: Golgi stack.